Messenger RNA from Arctia plantaginis, 1770 nucleotides. The record is from the annotation of a GenBank genome assembly. NCBI's taxonomy places the organism in Eukaryota, Metazoa, Arthropoda, Insecta, Lepidoptera, Erebidae.
AUGGAUAAUCAAGCACAAGAAACGAAAAUGGCCAACAGUACGAUUCCAACUCAGGGUGAAGUUGAAAUGGGUGAUGUCCAAAAAUCCGAGAAAAACGGGCAGGUAAACCACGAUAUUCUCGAGUACCAGCCUUCUGGGUGGCUGGAGACGACCCUGACCAGCGUUGGCAGUUCUACCGAUAGCUUUUUCAAGAAGAACAAGUCUGUUAUGAAGACUAUCACGCUAUUUAUGCUGAAUGGACUAGUUAUAGGAUAUUUUUUUGCGUGUCUAUAUUAUUAUUUAAGUUAUGUUAAUAAACCGUUAGAACUCUGCUAUGGCUUCGGAAGUCUUAUCACGGUUCUGAGUAUAAUAUACUUCUUCGUCGUAUACUUCAUGGUGGUGAAGAAAUUAAUAGGGAAAUGGUUUGAAAAUACCGUUUGGUCGAAGGUUGAAGCCGUCUGCGGACAUGUGUGGAGUUCUGCGUUGUUCCGCUGGUGUCUAAGCCUGGGAAUAUUGGCUGCCAUCGGUUUAUAUCUAUUCUUCGAUGCGAGAGAUGAGCCCUACAGACUUAUAUCUUUAUUGGGACUCUUCAUACUGCUUCUCUUGGGCUUCGUAUUCUCUGCCCAUCCGGGUCGCGUCAACUGGAGGACUGUCCUGGUCGGUCUUCUCCUUCAGUUUCUGUUCGGGGUGAUCUUCAUCAGGUGGUCUCCUGGCAGGUUGGCCUUGCAAUGCUUCUCUAAUAAGGUGGCUACGUUCCUGUCUUACGGAGUGGACGGCGCAGCGUUUGCCUUUGGUGAACUUCUAGUGAGAACCGAAGGAGUUUUUGCAUUCAGUACUCUUCCAGUGAUCUUCUUCUUCAGUAUGUUAGUGGAAGUGCUGUUCUUUUAUGGAGCGCUGCAAUGGUUCUGUACAAAACUGGGGAUGCUAUUGAGAUCAGCUACUGGAACCACUGUCUGCGAGAGUGUCAUUGCCGUUGGAAAUGUGUUUUUGGGCAUGACCGAAUCCAUUUUACUGGUCAAACCAUACAUCGCAUUACUGACACAAUCUGAGCUCUUUGUCAUCAUGGCUUCGGGAUUCGCCACUGUUUCCGGUACCAUCCUCGCGGCGUACAUCGGAUUCGGCGCAGACCCUCAGCAUCUAGUGACUGCCAGUAUUAUGUCAGCACCAGCUGCCAUCUGCUACGCGAAGCUCAUGAUGCCUGAAACCAAGAGAUCUUUAACCACCGUAGAUAAUAUACAGCCUGUGAUUAGUCCAGACCAGUCUGCGCUCUCAGCAGCCACUCGAGGAGCUACCAAUGGCAUCAGUUUAAUCCUAAACAUCAUCGCCAAUAUAGUAGCCUUCGUGGCCUUCGUAUCAUUCGUCAACGGUUUCCUUGGCUACUGUGGGGGGCUGCUCGGGGACCCAGAUAUCAACCUGGAGUUUAUUCUUGGGAAGAUUUUUAUCCCACUGUGUUGGGUUAUGGGAGUGCCGUGGGAAGAAUGUGAGAUGGUAGGAGCUUUAAUAGGCCUGAAGACGAUAGUGAAUGAGUUCGUGGCGUACCAGCGUAUGGGGGAACUGAAAGCAGCUGGGCUCUUAUCGCCCAGAGCUGAGCUGAUUGCGACAUACGCGUUAUGUGGAUUCACCAACCCAAGCUCUGUGGGCAUCAUGAUUGGUGCCAUCGCAGCCAUAGCUCCUAGCCAGAGGGAGAACUUGUCUAGCAUCGCAGUCAGGGCCUUCUUCGCCGGAUGUGGUAUUUGUUUCAUGACAGCCUGCAUAGCAAAUAUGCUGAUGCCUAGUAGCGCCUUUGGAUAA